AUGUCACAAGAUACGAAAGUUCAUCCCUUAUAUUUGAUUAAUGGAACAGUAUUUAUUAUUAAUAAUAGUGGUAGCAUUAGAAGUAUGUCAGUGCUAGAAUUAGUUGCCAUAAAAAAAAUGAAAAAGAAAUUCUCAUCGUGGGAAAAAGUGUGUGAAUUACGUGAAUUUAAGGCAUUAAGAUCCUUACCAACCCACAUAAAUGUGAUUUCAUUAUUGGAGGCUUUUCUUAUAACACAAGCACGAGAAUUAUAUUUUGUAUUCGAGUAUAUGGAGGGAAAUCUUUAUCAAUUAAUUAAAGAUAGAAGAGGAAGAUUAUUGGAUGAGAGAGUUCUAAAGUCAAUAAUGUUUCAAGUGCUUGAAGGUCUUUAUCAUAUUCAUUCGAAUGGGAUUUUUCAUUGUGACAUGAAACCUGAAAACAUAUUAGUUUCAACAAGAAGGCGAAACCUUUCUGAAUCUAAAGAUAAUUCUAUGUGUUCUAAUAACGGCAGACCAUCUUUGGAAUUUAUCGAUGAUGAUGAUGUAGAAUUUAUAAUAAAGAUUGGUGAUUUUGGAUUGGCAAGGGAAACAAAAUCUAAACCGCCAUAUACAGAAUAUGUUAGCACACGUUGGUAUAGAGCUCCAGAAGUAUUGCUUCGUUCUAAUGUUUACUCUUCACCGAUAGAUAUAUGGGCAGUAGGUACUAUAAUUGCAGAGUUAUAUACGUUGAAACCACUGUUUCCAGGUCAAAGUGAAAUCGAUCAACUAUGUAAAAUUUCAGAGGUACUGGGUAGCCCUUGUUUUAGACCUGAAGUUACUGGACAAGUUAUAGAAAAUGAUGAGUUGGGAGGUGGAGAAUGGAAAGAAGCAUUAGAUGCGCUUAAACAUCCAUAUUUUGUAGAAAGUAACUUGAUAUUUGUGCCAGCCUUACCAUCUACCAUGGAAGAUCUUAAAACCAACAACACCUCUGUAACCACUAGUAGCAAUAACAAGGGCACAGAGAAAAAACGUAAAAAUGACAAUUUUUUGCCUUUUAGAAAAGGUGGCAAUUUAGUUGUAGGAGAGAAAAAAAGUACCAACAGGUACUCAUGGAGUAAAGAAGGUCAAAAUCAAGAUGUUAUCGAUGACAUUGUUAACCUAUCUAAUCUACCUCCUUUGGACAUUGAAGCCGCUAAUCAUUUAAGGCAUGAAGAAUUUAUUUUGCCAACAAUUAGGGCUAUAAGUCCAUUUGGACCAGAAGAACCAGGAAUAAGUAUCGAUAGCUAUUUUGAAGAUUUAUUGCAUGAAAAUGAAAUCAUAAUCGAUAAAAAUAGAAGCAAUGGUGGCGAAAAACAACAAAACAUUUUAAAUAAUGAAUUUGUUUCUUUGGAAAAAAACAAUAGUUCAUCUAGCCAUAAAAGAAAUCGGACUAGAAAUGAUUCACGCAUUGCUUCUUCAUCUGCAAUGCCGUCAUCGAGAGAUUUUAUGAAAGUUCAUAGAAGAUAUUCUUCGUUGUCAGCCACAACACGUGGUGACAUAUCAUCAUUGUCAUCGUCAUUUGAUUUCCAUGACCACCAUCGCCAUCAUUCAAAAAAGUCAUCUGUAGCCAGUAGCCAAGAUCAUACAAGAAAUGAUAGUGGCUUCUCUACCAACAGCAAUAAUAACAAUGAUGGUGAUGAAUCGCAACCUGUGACAGCUGUAGAGAAUGAUACGAUGACACCUUUACCUUAUAUUAAUAAGCAUUAUGGACAACAUUUAAAAACUUUCCAACAGAUGUAUCAACAAAGUGAAAAUACCAUUCAAGAAUCUUUGUUUGAAAAUAGUCUAAUAGAAGAAAAUCUCGGUACUCUGAAAUGUGAUGAUGAAUUAGCGAUCAAAGAAAAUUUUACUCAUGGAAUUAGUAAUAAUGGUAAUAGUUUCCUUUCUAAUUUGAAAGCAGCUACAGGAAUGAAAAAUAUAACGAAAAAACGAUCGUUUAUAUUUGAGGCAGCAACAAAAAACAAAUCAUUGUUUUCUUCCAAAGAAUCACCAAGUAAUGGUGAUGAAAAGAAGGAAAAAAGAGGACAUAGCUCUAAUGGAUUAUUUGCCGCUCUAGGAGCAAAAAUUUCAGGUAGUAAAAACCUGAUAUGA
Messenger RNA from Entrophospora candida, 2085 nucleotides. NCBI's taxonomy places the organism in Eukaryota, Fungi, Glomeromycota, Glomeromycetes, Entrophosporales, Entrophosporaceae. The record is from the annotation of a GenBank genome assembly.